AUGGAUGAAAUUUGUAAUGUAUUAAAGGAGUUUAGUGAAACACCAAGUGAUAAUAUAAAUGAUUUAUUUAAAGAAUAUAGUAAAAGUAAAAUGGAUAAAACGGAAGUUAAUUCAAAACUUAAAAAAAUAAAAUGUACUAAACUAAUGGCCUUUGAUGCUAACGGUUUAUACGCUUCAGCAAUGUCAGAUUUAGACAGUGAAUAUCCUAAAGCGGAAAGUGCGAGAGCCUUUCAACCGAAAAAAGAAGAAGAUGAAUUUGUCAAGCUCUUUAAUGAGCAGAAAUUUAGACCUAGAACGGCUAUUUUAAAAGUCAGGUUUGAAUAUCCUACUAACAUGUUCUUCCAAUCCAUACAAGCUAAAGAUAAAAUUACUUAUACGAACAAAGAAGGUAAUAAGGAAACUUGCACUAAAAUCAGGUUUAGAAAUGGUUUCUGUUCAGACGUUUUAACAUCGGUCGAUAUUCAAGAAAUAGUUAAAGCCGGUGGACGAAUUAUUAGAAUAUUAGAUGGUAUAGUAUACGAAGAAAAUUUUAAAACUCCACCAUAUAGAGAUUAA
Molecule: messenger RNA, 555 nt
Organism: Lottia gigantea (owl limpet)
Lineage: Eukaryota; Metazoa; Mollusca; Gastropoda; Lottiidae
Exons: 1
Coding region: 1-555 (184 amino acids)
Source: RefSeq, a predicted model, not a curated record